GCUCAAUGUGUGUUUAUAAGUGUUGUAUCUCCUCGGAUCCAGACGAGCAGUGUGAAGUCUAAGCAGUGAUCCUGUCUAACCCCGUGUGAAGAAUGGAGGCUACACAGGUGAUCUCUGACUCAUUCCUGGAGUCAGAUGAGGCAGAAAAUGAAGAGGAGGAUGAAAAUAAGAGGGGUCAACCAUUGGCUAAACUGUGCAUCUUAAAGAAUGAGCUCGUCCCUGAGACAGAGUUGCCCCUGUUUUUGGGAAAUAAUGUGCUGGGCCGUGACCUCAACGCCUGCACCCUGCACUUGCCAGCGCCCUCAAUAUCUAAGCAGCAUGCCACCAUCAGCCUCUCUGUCUACAGCAGAAGAGGUCGUCGCCCUGAAGAGGAUGUAGAGGCUUUGGUGUGGGACCUUGGGAGCAUGAAUGGGACCCGCAAAGGCCGCUUAAAGCUGACGCCUAACGUACGCUACGCCCUCAGUGAUGGUGACAGUUUGGUGGUGGCAGACAUCCCAUGUCAGUAUGUCAGCUGCACUGUAGACGCAAACUCGUCGCAAGGGGGCAUGAGGACUCCUGUGAGCAGAGAUAUGGGGGUAAAGGCCGGGUCACCGGAUGUCACUGAAAAAGAGGGAGGCGACAAAAGCACAGACAGCAAGAAAUGUGAAAACACAGACACAAAGGCGGGGGUGACAUCAACCAAGACUCCCGUCAGGGCCGGUUGCCUCUUCUUAGAGCAAACUCCAACCCAGCCACAGGGGACCCUGGUCCCAGAAUCUGACGCAGACUCAGAUGGAGAAAGAGAGGGAGGAGGCAGAGGGCGUAAGGCUUUAGUGUCUGAUUCUGACUCCCAUAAAUCUAGUCCUGCUUGUUCUACAUUCUUGAGUCCCACAAACAAAAUCGUCCCUGAAAGUGAGGAUGAAAGUCCCAUCACACCAUCCUCCUCCUCCAAAAAUAGGUCGUACAGACAUGUCAGAUUCAGCAAGGAAGAGACAGAAGUAGAUGUGGCUGGACAGCGGCUGGAGGAAAAAAAGACACUUGCGAUUGUGGAUGACAGUGAAGAAGAGGAAGGAAGAGAGAAAGAAACAGUCACACCAGAGGAAACCAAGUCUAAGGAAAGUGGAAAACAUGUACCAGUGACACAGGAAGGAAAUGUCAGUUUUAUGGGAGAUGAUGAAUUGCCGGUGUCUACCUUAACAGUCACCAAAAAUGUGAUCCUUGUACUUAACAUGGACAGUGACACUGAUGUGGAGGGAGAGGAGGAAGGGGUGUCAUCUGCAGGUCCUGUGACCUUGAACAUAAACCAAGUCAGUCAGCCACCAAACACUGCCCACUUUCAGAUGGACAGUGAUACAGAUGUCGAUGAGGAUGAAGAUGCCUUGGACAAAGAUCUUAAAACUGUGACUUCCUCUGAUGAGAGUACCAAAAUUUCUCAUGUUAAUUCAGCUAUUCAGCCUGAGGGAAUUACUAUGGACAGUGACACUGAUGUGGAUGACGAUGCUGCUGUGUCAGACGCUGCCACAAAAACAAAGCCCAUGUCAGUUCAGAGUGCAUCCACAGCUGACUCUGCUCCUUUGAUGCAGCCGAAAGAUUUCCAUCUCGACAGUGACACAGAUGUUGAAGAUGAAGACGAAAAGGAAUGUGGAACAAAUAAAUUGAGCUCUAAAAUAGAUGAAAUUUCCAUUAAAUUGGAAACAAAGCCAGCUGGGCCUGAAUCUGCCGCCGCUGCUCCUCAUGGCCUACAUUCCGAAAGUGACACAGAUGAUGAACAGAUCCCUGCCCCUACCCUCAGUGAACCCCCCGUGGUGUUUGCUCUAGCCACAGACUCAUGCACCGCUGCAGACCGAGGGGUUGCUAUUCUGUCUGACAGUGACACAGACGUGGAAGACGAUUCUCCUCAGGUUAUGUCUGUAGCUGUCACAACCUUGUCGGCCUCUCCUGGUACCAAGCCAGCAGCUCUUGAGUCACAUUCGGAUGCGGACACAGAUGUGGAGGGGUCAGGCCAGAGCGGAUCCAAACCAACUGACCUCGGAUUGGACAGUGAUACAGAUGUGGAGGAUAAGGAGGCAGACAUUGACGAAGCAGGUGAUGACCAGAUCCCUAACUUAUGCAGAGAAAACACACCUGGGCUGAUGGUUCCUCCUCUGCAGAACUGCUCUACUCCUGUACAACUGACAGAAGGAGAGGUGGAACAUAUGGAUACUCAGGCUUUCGUGAGUCCCUCUUCAGUUCCAUUUAGGGGUGCUGUAGCUGCUGCUGUAAGACCUGUAGCAUUGUCAUCCUGCUCAGACAGCCAGGAGGACGAGGACUUUGUUGUUGCUGAGACGCAGUCCUUCAUUCUUCAGACCCGAGAUCUCCAAAGCAACCCUCCAGAGGACCAUUCCAUGGAACCCACCCAAGCUUUUUGCCCUGAAACUUCUGGUGAUGAAACUGAUCAACCGUCCAGCAGAGAAAGGUCUUUUCAACUGGGAUUGUCUGACAGCCGCCACCGGCAGUGUCAGGCCCAAGCUCUAGCCAUGGAGAACACCCAGGCAUUUGUGGAAAGAGGUGUGAAUAUGGAAGAUACCCACGCAUAUGCUACUACUUCAACUGCAGACAGAGCCUCUGCAGACAAUGAUGCAAAUCUGGAGGCUACACAGGACUAUGAAGAGGACGAGGAGCCUGCCAGAUAUCCUGAAAAAGAAGGGCGGACAGAAUUGGUUCUGGAAGAAACACAGGCAUAUAUCACAAAGCCAGAGAGUGAUUCAGAGAGUGAGACGGAUGAAGAUGAGAGAAAAAAUAUUACUGCUACUGCCGAGACUCAGCCUUUUGGCUUUACUACUUCAUGUACUCCUGCCAUGGCUGAAACCCAACCAAUAUCUGCCUUCGAGGAAGAGGAGAGUGUGGCAGAAGAGUGCGAGGAACGUGGGGGGACACUUCAACCUCAGCAAAGAAUGUCUGGUGAGGUUUUAUCAAUAGCUCAAACUCAGCCCAUGAAUGCAUGUAGCAAUGGAGAAAGUGAUGAUGAAGAAGAGGAGCAGACACAGCCUCUCACUGGUUCAGAUUUAUCAGUUGCUGAAACCCAGCCCAUGCACAUUGGUUGUGCAGAAACUCAGCCCAUGGCUACAAGUGAUGAUGAGGACUUGAUGCCAGGCCCACGAAAAAGAAGAGCAAAGCAACUGUCUGAAGAAGAGCUGACACAAACGCUCACAAACUCUGAGGCCUCUGCAGUUGAAAGUCAGCCAGUAGAUGCAGGUGAAGGUGGGGAAAGUGAUGAAAAAGACUCGAUAACAGUUUUUAAAAGAAGACGAGCAAAACCACUUCAACUUGAGGAGACGCAAUCCCUCUCUGGCUCUGAAGCCUUUGCUGCUGAAACUCAGCCCAUGGGUGCAUGUGAGGGCGAGCAAAGUGACGAAGACGACUCAAUUCCUGUCCCACGAAAAAGCAAAGCAAAGCAACUGCGACUUGAAGAAGAGGAGACACAGCCUCUCACUGUUGGAACUCAGCCAAUGGAAACAGGUGAAGACAAGGAAAGUAAUGAUGAAGACUCGAUUCCAGGUCCACGAAAAAGAAAGGCAAAGGCUCUGCAACUUAAAGAGGAGGAGACGCAACCGCUCUCGAGUUCUGAGGUCCCUGCUGUUGAAAGUCAAGUGACACAAUCUGAAGCUGGAACCAGUGGAAUCAGUGUUAGAGACAAACGAGGGACAAGGGCAAAAAUAAGAGAGGAGGAAGAGCAGGCAGAGUGUUCAGAAUCUCCAAAGAGAAAGACGAGAGGGAAGAGUAAAGCUUUGCCAACUACCAGAGGAAGGAGGGGGAAAUCUGGGCCUGUUGGGGAUGUAAGUGAGGAAGAGGGGGAGUUAGAGCAGGCUAGGAGAACAAGGGGGAGAACAUUUACAAGGCAGCAGAAAGGCAAUGAAGAAGAUGGAGGAAAGUCUGAAUUUGAAAGAAAUAAACCUGCGGAAAAUGGCAACCGAAUAAAGAAAAAACAAAAAGCAUUGGGAGAGGAGAGAGGUGUUGCAGACCUAAGAGAUAAAGAGAGAGAAAAGAGGGAGAUUGAGGAAAUAGAGAGGCGUAGAAUGGAAGAACAAGAAAAUAAGGAAGAACAAGAAAGAUUGCAUGCUGAAAACAUGGAGAGGAUACGACUUGAGGAAACAGCAGAGAAAGAGAGAAAGGAACAAGAAGAAAAGGAAAGAGUGGAGAAAGAAAAACAGAGACGAGAAGAAAGAGAAACAGCUGAUCGAAUACAAAAAGAAAAAGAACAAUUGGAGAAGAAAAUAAGAGACAAUGACGAAAAAGAGAGAUUGGAGCGUGAAAAGGCAGAACGUGAAGAGAGGGAGAAAUUGGAAAGGGAAACAAAGGAGCAGGAAGAGAAAGAGAGAUUGGAACGAGAAAAGAGGGAAUUAAAAGAGAGACUUGAGAGGGAGAGGAGGGAAGAAGAACACCAAGCAAGACUGCAGAGGGAAGAAAGAGAAAGACUGGAGAAAGAAAAAGAGACCAAAGAAAAGCCAAUAAAAGAACAAGAAAACAAAUCCAAAGUGUCAAUGGGAGGUCGAAGAGCAUCGAAAAAAACUACCGUUGCCGCAUGUUCAACAGAGCAAGACUCAGCUGAAUUGGCCGAAGAUGAUGUCCCAGCGAGGAGAACCAGAUCUCGCUCCAACUCGAUCAGCUCGAUCAGCUCCGAGAGAUCUGCGUCAAGCGUCAACACCCAGCAGGGCCGCGGGAGAGGUCGAGACAGAGGAGCAAAAAGGACCAGUGAGCCACCUAAGGCGGCUGUCGUCAGAAGCAGCAACAGGAGGAGGACGGUGGCUGCAGAGACAACAGAGCAGGACAAUGAUUCUCUCAACUCUGAUAUUUCAAGCUACAGUGUGAGCUCACAAAGCAGAGGAAGAGGAGGCAGACAGCGGGGAAGACCAAGGAUAACAGAGGCUGAGCCAGACUCUAUCCCUCCUAUCAAUAGUCAGAGUGAUCAGAAUUCUGCUACCAAACCUGCAACCAGAGGUAGGAAGGGCAGGAAAACGGAGCCAUCCUCUAGUGCGGCUCCUCAGGAAGAUGAUGCAGAGAAGGCAGAUUCACAGCAGGCUCGUACCACAAGGGGACAGCGCAGAGCCACGACAAACAUCUCUGAAUCAACUGCUGCAGACGAGGAGAAGCAGUCCAAUCAGGACGAAGGUCACGGCAGUGAGGAAUCACGUCUUUCUAAGAGGAAUGUCUGGGGCAGAGCCCAAAAAUCUGCAGCUUCUGCAGCCAGUAAUGGAGAUGAGGCUAAAGACAAAAGACAAGAGAGGAAGAGACAGCUGGAGCCAAAUAUAGAGGAGGAUUCUCACAGUAGGACCAACAUUUCUGUAGUGAAAGUCCAAGCAGUAGAGACAACACAGGAAGGAGGAGAAGAUGAAAGUAAAGAUGAAAAUCCUGUCCAAGCUAAGAGGAGAGGUAGAGCAUCUAAUGCUCAAGUCAAGAAGGACGCAAAUGAAUCUCCUGUUGAAGUGGAGUUGAAAAAAGAGAAGGAGAAUGUCGAGAAGAGGGGCAGAAGUCGGCCAUCAGCGGCCCAGAAAAAAAGGGAAGAGGAGCAGGAAGAGAGUGGAACAUCGGCCAAUUCCACGACACAGGAGGCCAAAGUGCAGACUCCAGAGCCACAUACUCCAACCAGCAGAGUAUCCCAGAAGCGACAGGCUCCUGCAAAUUCCUCUCCUGUGGCAAAGACUCCUCGCUCCUCCUCCUCGUCUUCCCCUGCAGCUAGAGGUCGACUACAAGCUGCGAGUCAGGCCUACAAAGUGCUGUUCACAGGCGUGGCGGAUGAAGCCUGGGAGAGAGGGCUGGCUCGCCUGGGAGGCAGCAUGGCUAAAGGUGUGGCAGACAUGAACUGCCUAGUGACUGAUCAAGUGCGCAGGACUAUCAAGUUCCUGUGUGCAGUGGCCAAAGGAAUCCCAAUUGUCACCACAUGCUGGUUGGAAAAGAGCGGUAAAGCUGGGAGCUUCCUGUCACCUCAUGCUUUUGUUGUGAAGGAUCCGGAGCAGGAGAAGAAGUUCGGUUUCUGCCUGCAGACGUCUCUGACGAUUGCCAGCAGUCAUCUUCUAUUACAGGGAUAUGAGAUCCAUGUUACGAAAUCAGUGAAGCCGGAGCCAGCUCAAAUGAAAGACAUAAUCUCCUGCAGUGGAGCAACAUUUCUAACCAAGAUGCCCUCUUCUCACAAGCCUCAAACUGUCGUGAUUUCCUGCGAGGAGGACUGGUCGCUGUGCCGCCCGGCCGUCUCUUCAUCACUCCCAGUCGUCACUGCCGAGUUCAUUCUCUCAGGAAUCCUUCAGCAGAAAGUCGACUUUCAAACACACGCACUCUCUGCUCCUGUCACUAAUGCAGGAGGCAGAAGAAGGGGCAGGAACAAGACAUAGCAUCGAUACAGUCAUUCACCUUCACAGUGUAUGUGCGGUAAAUCUGCAUAAGUGUUUUUGAUCUUAUGAUCUCUAGACACCCUUUCAAACCAGAGACCUAUAGAAGCACUAGUGACUCGGCUGUUUGUCUCUAUUAAACUUGAAGAAUUUAUUUGUCAAAAGUUGAUUGUACAUUCAUGUAAAGACAUUUUGUACAUAUAUUGUCAGCACUGGAAGCCUGCGUGUCAUUUUGCCAUUUAUGUUAAAAAACUAAUUUUAUAGGUACAACAACUGUACAUAAGAGAGUGAUGUGAGAAGCUUUGCGGGGUGUUAAAUUAGGGUCCUCGCAGCUCCCCUCUUCCUCCUGUGUGUUCCAUCCCUCCUUUUAUACAUCAACAAAUAGAGCACGAAUUAACACUGCUAAAUUGCUGCUACUCAGUGUGCUGAGUACUUAAACUUAAUCAGCAUUUUUGGCAGGUGACCAACCGUGAUGCAGGGAGUUGUAUAAAUCAUGUUGGGAUGGUGGAGCGUUGGAACCGAUGGGAUGUCUUUAGAAAUCCAUCAGCUACGGCGGUCAGAUGAUGUGGGGAAAAAAAAUCUUGUUUCCUUUGUUGAUAAGAAGAAGUGCAUAUAGUGCCUUUCAUACCGAGGUAGUCAUGAACCUAACAGUGUAUUUGUUGUUCCUAUGCCUCCAUUAACCACCACCACCUACUCCAUUAAGGCCUCGUCCAAUCCUAUUACCUCCACAGAUGAGCGGAGAUGUAUGCACCCGAAUGCUGAUGCUGCCUCUACAUCAAUAUCUUAUGAUGUUUGUCCUUGCCAUGCAUUCACCUACUGUCUCUUUACUUUUUUAGCAUGCAGCUUUGAAGGUAUGUUGUAAUUGUAUGGUAAAUGUCAUUGGUGUUUUAGAAACAGACCCAUUAGCUCUAGUUUUUAGAGCUUUUGCUCAAAUCAUGACAUCAGUCUGUACUGUCAAUGAAAACAUUAAACAUUUCCUAUUGCCUUUAA
Hippoglossus stenolepis (Pacific halibut) is the source of this 7331-nucleotide messenger RNA. RefSeq names its product mediator of DNA damage checkpoint 1 (gene mdc1). Gene Ontology annotation, biological process: positive regulation of transcription initiation by RNA polymerase II. Gene Ontology annotation, cellular component: nucleus. Bases 93 to 6344 code for a protein of 2083 amino acids. NCBI's taxonomy places the organism in Eukaryota, Metazoa, Chordata, Actinopteri, Pleuronectiformes, Pleuronectidae. The record is from RefSeq and is a predicted model, not a curated record. Gene Ontology annotation, molecular function: protein binding. The transcript is spliced from 12 exons.